This is a messenger RNA of Ilex paraguariensis (yerba mate), 156 nucleotides long. The record is from the annotation of a GenBank genome assembly. Lineage: Eukaryota; Viridiplantae; Streptophyta; Magnoliopsida; Aquifoliales; Aquifoliaceae.
UUAGAAAGAUUUGGACUCGCCGGUAGAAAGAAGUUGGUCUCUAAUCAUGGUGGGGCUAACAAGGGCAAGCAAGGACUCUCAUGUUUUUGUGAGUGGAACCAUGAACAGCUGCAAUGUUGCAUUCCCCUAAUUUGUCAAGCAUGGACUGUGGAUUAA